Messenger RNA from Indicator indicator, 621 nucleotides. It is a transcript of the gene POLR3H, whose product is annotated as RNA polymerase III subunit H. Gene Ontology annotation, molecular function: DNA binding; DNA-directed RNA polymerase activity. The coding region runs from base 1 to 621 and encodes 206 amino acids. Gene Ontology annotation, cellular component: RNA polymerase III complex. Gene Ontology annotation, biological process: DNA-templated transcription; transcription initiation at RNA polymerase III promoter. Lineage: Eukaryota; Metazoa; Chordata; Aves; Piciformes; Indicatoridae. The record is from RefSeq and is a predicted model, not a curated record. The transcript has 6 exons.
AUGUUUGUCCUGGUAGAGAUGACUGAUACAGUGAGAAUUCCUCCCUGGCAGUUUGAAAGGAAACUGAAUGAAUCCAUUGCUGAAGAGCUAAACAAGAAAUUGGCCAAUAAGGUUGUGUACAAUGUUGGCCUCUGCAUCUGUCUGUAUGAUGUCACAAAGCUGGAAGAUUCAUACAUAUUCCCUGGAGAUGGUGCCUCACAUACCAAAGUGCAUUUCCGCUACGUGGUCUUCCAUCCCUUCCUGGAUGAGAUUCUGGUUGGACAGAUUAAGAGCUGCAGUCAGGAUGGCGUUCACGUUUCUAUUGGAUUCUUUGAUGAUAUUGUCAUCCCACCAGAAUCCCUGCAGCAGCCAGCUAAGUUUGAUGAAGCAGAGCAGGUGUGGGUGUGGGAAUAUGAGACAGAAGAGGGGGCCCAUGACCUUUACAUGGACAUUGGGGAGGAGAUCCGCUUCCGAGUCGUGGAUGAAACGUUCAUUGAUACAUCACCGACAGGUCCAAGCUCUGCAGAGGCUUCCACUUCAAAUGCCACAGAAGAAGUCCAGAAGAAAGAAGCACCCUACACUCUUGUGGGAUCCAUCAGCGAGCCAGGCCUGGGCCUCCUGUCGUGGUGGACAAACAGUUAG